This is a messenger RNA of Lemur catta (Ring-tailed lemur), 1428 nucleotides long. It is a transcript of the gene PTGFR, whose product is annotated as prostaglandin F receptor. Gene Ontology annotation, molecular function: prostaglandin F receptor activity. Gene Ontology annotation, biological process: inflammatory response; positive regulation of cytosolic calcium ion concentration; adenylate cyclase-activating G protein-coupled receptor signaling pathway. Bases 164 to 1252 code for a protein of 362 amino acids. Lineage: Eukaryota; Metazoa; Chordata; Mammalia; Primates; Lemuridae. The record is from RefSeq and is a predicted model, not a curated record. Gene Ontology annotation, cellular component: plasma membrane. The transcript has 3 exons.
GCGGCGGCGCGGGGUCGUGCGCUCCAUGGCGCACAGAGGGGCGCGCUCUUCUGCUCCGCAGCGAGCCCGGCUGGCGGCCCGGGAUGCCAAGAUGUUUGGACUGCAAGGCUGCACAGUUUUGAGAGGGAGAUGACUUGAGUGACCGGCUUUUAUUUCUACAACAAUGUCCAUGAACAAUUCCAAACAGCCAGUGUCUCCUGCAGCUGGGCUCCUUUCAAACACAACUUGCCAGACGGAAAACCGGCUUUCAGUAUUUUUUUCAAUAAUCUUCAUGACAGUGGGAAUCUUGUCAAACAGCCUGGCCAUUGCCAUUCUCAUGAAGGCAUAUCAGAGAUUUAGACAGAAGUCCAAGGCAUCGUUUCUACUUUUGGCUAGUGGCCUGGUGAUCACAGACUUCUUUGGCCAUCUCAUCAAUGGAGCUAUAGCAGUAUUUGUAUAUGCAUCUGAUAAAGACUGGAUUCGCUUUGACCAAUCAAAUAUCCUUUGCAGUAUUUUUGGUAUCUGCAUGGUAUUCUCUGGUCUGUGCCCACUUUUUCUAGGCAGUGUGAUGGCCAUUGAGAGGUGUAUUGGAGUCACCAAGCCAAUAUUUCAUUCUACGAAAAUUACAUCCAAACAUGUGAAAAUGAUGCUGAGUGGCGUGUGCUUGUUUGCUGUUUUUAUAGCUUUGCUGCCUAUCCUUGGACAUCGGGACUAUAAAAUUCAGGCGUCGAGGACCUGGUGCUUCUACAACACAGAGAACAUCAAAGACUGGGAAGAUAGAUUUUACCUUCUACUUUUUUCUUUUCUGGGGCUCUUGGCCCUUGGUGUUUCAUUCUUAUGCAAUGCCAUCACAGGAAUUACACUCUUAAGAGUUAAAUUUAAAAGUCAGCAGCACAGACAAGGCAGGUCUCAUCAUUUCGAAAUGGUCAUCCAGCUCGUGGCUAUAAUGUGUGUCUCCUGCAUUUGCUGGAGUCCAUUUCUGGUGACAAUGGCCAACAUUGGAAUAAAUGGAAAUAAUUCCCUGGAAACCUGCGAAACAAUACUUUUUGCUCUCCGAAUGGCAACAUGGAAUCAAAUCUUAGAUCCUUGGGUAUAUAUUCUUCUGCGGAAGGCUGUCCUUAAGAAUCUCUACAAGCUUGCCAGACGCUGUUGUGGAGUACACGUUAUCAGCUUGCAUAUUUGGGAGCUUAGCUCCAUUAAAAAUUCCUUAAAGGUUGCUGCUAUUUCGGAGUCAUCAGGUGCAGAGAAAAUAAAUCAGCAAGCACCUAGUUAAAUAGGACAGUAAGUCAGUGUAGGGCUAGAACAAAAUUAAGAAAUGUUUGACAAUAUUUCAGUUAAUUAGAUAAAUACAUAUAGCCUAACUGGAAAAUUCAGACCUCAGCAUGUGGUUUGAGGGUACUUUGGUCAGAUUCAGCUUUUGAAAUGUAUUAAAUUAACAGUAUAAUUGUA